Messenger RNA from Phyllostomus hastatus (greater spear-nosed bat), 1096 nucleotides. Its product is annotated as protein C19orf12 homolog. Bases 69 to 776 code for a protein of 235 amino acids. The transcript is spliced from 5 exons. The record is from RefSeq and is a predicted model, not a curated record. NCBI's taxonomy places the organism in Eukaryota, Metazoa, Chordata, Mammalia, Chiroptera, Phyllostomidae.
CUCUUAUUCUGUGGCUGCCCCAUCGUUCUGCCUCAUCCAACCCAAACGCUUCCUCCCACGCCGCCGAGAUGCCCAUCGCAGUAGAGGAUGUCAUGAGGCUGCUGGGCUCCAUAUCACAGGAGGAGAAAAUGAAAGCAGCCGUCAAACACUCAGGGAAGGGGGCUAUAGUCACUGGUGCCGUGACCUUCAUUGGUGGCUUGUUUGGUGGCCCACCGGGCCUAGCUGUCGGGGCUGCUGUCGGGGGGCUGUUUGGGGCCUGGAUGACUAGUGGACAGUUUCAGUCUGUCCCUCAGAUCCUCAUGGAGCUGCCGCCCGCUAAGCAGGAGAAGCUGUACAAUGAGUUCAUGGCCAUUGUGAAGGACCUGGAUUGGACAGAUGCUGUGACGCUGACCGGACUGGUCAUGGGCAGUGUGGCCCUGAAGCAACAGCUGGCCACCAUGCUAGUGCACUUUGUCACCAACGAGCUCGGGGCCGAGGUUUCCUUCGAGGCCCUCGAAGACACUCAUCACAGUGGAAGACACCAUGAGGCUGCUGAGCUCCAAAUCAGGGGAGGAGAAAAUAAGGCUGCGCAGGUUCCCGCUCUUGAUCGGCCCAUAGCUUCCGGUAGCCGUGGCCAGGAUCGCAGCACCCUCAGGACUGACCAUCAGCAGCGUCCUUGGGGAGCUCUCAGGGGCUGGGAUGACCAAGAAGAAGACGCAGCUGAUGCCUCGAGUGCAGAAGAAGACAUGCUCGUAUAUGUGGGAGCUGGUCAGCAGGGUGCAGAUGAUUCCCUGUAACCUGGGUUCCCGUUAGGUGAGGAGCUGCCCAAGGUCCCCAGUAGCCACCAGAGACGUCCCCGGCAGUUGGUGGACGUGCUGGGGGACCUCUUCCACAGGGAGCCCAAGGGAAGGGCACAAGUAGCCCCUCGGCACCAGGGUCCCCAGGAGCGGCGGGGGCUGGGGUGCCCACAGACCCAGGUGUCACCUUAAACCCGCCACACCCACCCUUUCCCCCUCGCAGCACAUGCAAGCAAACCACUGCAAUUCUGAGUCACACCAGAAAAUGAAUUGCACUUUCGGCUGAUCUGAUGAGCAAAAUUGGUAUAAUUUUGAUUCAU